AUGCGCCUCUUCCUCAUUCCGAUCUCGACGAAACGAGCUCUCAUAUAUGCUCGACCUCUUCGCAAGGAUCUAGCGAAAGAGCUUUCAUAUCUCGACAGGCUUACGACCAAGGCAGCUGAAACAUGGGCGAAAUGGGAGGAAGCCGACAAAGGGUGGAAGAUGCACCUUGUUAAAUGGGGCAAUUCUGUCCAGCAACGGAUACCAUACGAAGAAUGGGCCCUCAAAAGCAUUCCCUCAUUCAAAACCCAACAAAAGAUUAAUGCAGAUCAUGGAAAGACCAAGAUCGAUGUGCUGUUCCCUGGCAAUGCGGUACGAUUGGAGCGAAUUCAAAGCGUGUUGCGCACUAUCGCGACAGAAAGGCAGGAGUUUCAUCGGAAGAGAUUGACCUGGUGCCUGUUUGGCGCGCCGAUUACAGCGCCUUUUGGCUUAAUUCCAGUGGUUCCCAAUAUUCCGUUCUUCUAUUUGGCAUACCGGGGCUGGUCCCACUGGCGCGCGUUGAAUGGCUCAAAACACCUGGAACACCUUGUUGAAAAUGACCUCCUCAAUCCUAUCUCAUUACCGGAGCUCGAACAGCUAUAUGCCAAACGAGCAUCUUACACGCUCGAAAAUACCUCCGUCGGCACCUCGUAUUCCGAGAUCGCCGAGAACAUAGAGCAAAGCAGCGAGGACCAGCUGUUGUUAAAGAUGUCAGAUGCCAAGAAGUUGGCUGCUAUGCUGGAAGCACCGGAGCUUGUGUUGGAAGCUGAGCGGGCAAUAAUUCAGGUCUCCGAGCAAAUCGCAGCUGCAGCAAAAUCCAAGGCAGAAAAACAAGACGAGAAGGAAGAUUGA
Molecule: messenger RNA, 828 nt
Organism: Penicillium bovifimosum
Lineage: Eukaryota; Fungi; Ascomycota; Eurotiomycetes; Eurotiales; Aspergillaceae
Product: mitochondrial K+-H+ exchange-related family protein
Exons: 3
Coding region: 1-828 (275 amino acids)
Biological process (GO): proton transmembrane transport; potassium ion transport
Cellular component (GO): mitochondrial inner membrane
Source: RefSeq, a predicted model, not a curated record